CUCUCUCUCUCUCUCUCUCUCUAGACAAGCCAAAGCUGCACAAAAACAUUCAUCAAUGGACAGACUACCCAAAUGUGAUGCAAAUUUUGUGCCUCUUACUCCUAUUACUUUCUUGAAGAGAGCCUCUAUGGUUUACUCCAACCGUACCUCGGUAAUUUAUGCUGGAGUCCGCUUCACAUGGCAGCAAACUUACGACCGCUGCUGUCGUAUCGCUUCCUCUCUCCGAUCACUAAACAUUGUCAAGAAUGAUGUGGUGUCAGUGUUGGCUCCAAACAUUCCUGCAAUGUAUGAGAUGCAUUUUGCAGUGCCUAUGGCAGGGGCUGUGCUUAACACCAUCAACUCCCGUCUAGAUGCUAAAAACAUAGCCACCAUUCUCAGGCACUCAGAAGCCAAGGUCUUCUUCAUCGAUUACGAAUACGUGCCAUUAGCCCGCGAGGCCCUCAGGUUGGUCAUGGCGGACUUGCAGGGGUCAGGUGCUCCCGAAUCAAUGAUGCCCUUAGUCAUUGUAAUCGACGACGUGGACUCGCCCACCGGUGUCCGUCUAGGCGAGUUGGAGUACGAGCAACUAGUCCACAACGGCAAUCCAGGGUGCAUCCUGGAGGAGGUCACCGAUGAGUGGGACCCAAUUGCAUUGAAUUACACUUCUGGGACUACUUCAGCACCAAAGGGAGUUGUGUACAGCCAUAGAGGUGCCUAUUUGAGCACUCUAAGCCUAAUUUCUGGUUGGGAAAUGGGGACUGAGCCUGUGUACCUAUGGUCACUCCCCAUGUUCCAUUGUAAUGGUUGGACUUUCACAUGGGGCAUUGCUGCUCGAGGUGGAACCAACGUGUGCAUACGCAACACUACAGCACUAGAAAUGUACACCAGCAUAGCUAAACACGACGUGACACAUUUGUGUUGUGCUCCUAUAGUCUUCAACAUCCUCCUCGAGGCCAAGCCACACGAGCGCCGUGAAAUCAAAAAACCUGUACAAAUACUCACUGGAGGGGCACCACCGCCGGCACCACUGCUUGAAAAGAUCGAGAAGCUCGGAUUUCACAUCGUGCACGCCUACGGCCUCACCGAGGCCACCGGUCCUGCACUCGUUUGCGAGUGGCAGGCCAAGUGGAACCAGCUUCCCCAGCGCGACCAGGCCAAACUCAAGGCCAGGCAAGGGAUCAGCAUAUUAACUCUGGCUGAUGUUGAUGUCAAGAAGUUGGAAACAAUGCAGAGUGUGGCCCGAGAUGGUAAAGAAAUGGGUGAAAUUAUGCUGCGAGGUAGUAGCAUCAUGAAAGGGUACUUCAAGGACAAAAAGGCCACAGCGGAGGCAUUUCAUAACGGAUGGUUCCUCACCGGCGACGUCGGUGUUAUACAUCCAGAUGGGUAUGUAGAAAUCAAGGACAGGUCUAAAGAUGUCAUCAUCUCCGGUGGGGAAAACAUCAGCAGUGUAGAGGUCGAAUCUGUUUUAUAUAGCCACCCGAGUGUGCUCGAGGCCUCGGUGGUGGCAAUGCCUCAUCCACGGUGGGGGGAGAGUCCUUGCGCCUUUGUUGUGAAAAACAAAUCAAUGGGUGACAACUGCGGCGAGUCCGAUAUCAUUGCGCAUUGCCGGAAAAACCUUCCGGGCUUCAUGGUGCCGAAGAGGGUUCAGUUCUUGGAUGAGUUGCCAAAGACUUCAACUGGUAAAAUUCAGAAAUUUCAGUUGAGAGCUUUGGCCAAGACUUUUGUCAUCUCAGAAAAUCAAGCCACCAAGAAAUCCAACCAAACCAACAGGGAAAAUCAAAAACCUCGGUACAAUAAUGAUCAACCACAUGAGCAGAUUCUUGCUUUGUCUCGUCUUUGAAAUUUAGAUUCUUAUGUGACACUUUCAUUACUUAUAAUAAAGACAUGUAUAUGUAUAUAUAUAGAGAGAGAGAGAAAGAGAUAGAAUGUAUUAAAAUGAUGGAUUUUUUUAUCCAUCUAGCAUUAUUCUUAAGUGUUUUCUGUUACCAAGAGCUUGCUUUCAAUCAUGAUCAAUGAUAAUUUAUGAUUUGC
Molecule: messenger RNA, 2010 nt
Organism: Ilex paraguariensis (yerba mate)
Lineage: Eukaryota; Viridiplantae; Streptophyta; Magnoliopsida; Aquifoliales; Aquifoliaceae
Source: the annotation of a GenBank genome assembly